AUGUCUCCCAGAGCCGGCCGACAGCAGCCCACGGCAAGGCGCCUUUUCCCCUCCCCAUUGGGUACAUUUGGCCUUUCCACUGCGUACCGCCUACCCCACCCAUGCGCCAUCCACCAUCAUCCCCCCAACCCCUCACCUGCCCCAUACACCUCCUCCACAGCAGCUGCCACCACUACACACUUGCAUCUCCAGCGUCACCCAUCAUUAACCCACCCUCACCUCCCUCCCCUCACCUCCCUCCCCUCCCCUCACCUCCCUCCCCUCUCGUCCCUCUAUUCGUCCCUCCCCUCGCCUACACCUCCCCUCACCUCCCUCCCCUCACCUCCCUCCCCUCGCCUACCCCUCCCCUCACCUCCCUCCCCUCACCUCCCUCCCCUCACCUCCCUCCCCUCACCUCCCUCCCCUCGCCUACCCCUCCCCUCACCUCCCUCCCCUCGCCUACCCCUCCCCUCACCUCCCUCCCCUCACCUUCCUCCCCUCACGUCCCUCCCCUCACGUCCCUCCCCUCGCCUCCCUCCCCUCACCUCCCUUCCCUCGCCUACCCCUCCCCUCACCUCCCUCCCCUCACCUCCCUCCCCUCACCUCCCUCCCCUCGCCUACCCCUCCCCUCACCUCCCUUCCCUCACCUCCCUCCCCUCGCCUACCCCUCCCAUAACAACCCUCCCCCCACCUACCUCCCCUAACUUGCGUCCCCUCCCCUCACCUACCCCUCCCCUCAUCUCCCUCCCCUCACCUUCCUCCCCUCACCUCCCUCCCCUCACCUCCCUCCCCUCACCUCCCUCCCCGCACCUCCCUCCCCUCACCUCCCUCCCCUCACCUCCCUCCCCUCACCUCCCUUCCCUCACCUCCCUCCCCUCACCUCCCUCCCCUCACCUCCCUCCCCUCACCUCCCUCCCCUCACCUCCCUCCCCUCACCUCCCUCCCCUCGCCUCCCUCCCCUCGCCUCCCUCCCCUCACCUCCCUCCCCUCACCUCCCUCCCCUCACCUCCCUCCCCUCACCUACCCCUCCCCUCACCUCCCUCCCCUCACCUCCCUCCCGUCACCUCCCUCCCCUCACCUACCCCUCCCCUCACCUCCCUCCCCUCACCUCCCUCCCCUCGCCUCCCUCCCCUCGCCUCCCUCCCCUCACCUCCCUCCCCUCACCUCCCUCCCCUCACCUCCCUCCCCUCACCUACCCCUCCCCUCACCUCCCUCCCCUCACCUCCCUCCCGUCACCUCCCUCCCCUCACCUGCCCCUCCCCUCACCUCCCUUCCCUCACCUCCCUCCCCUCACCUACCCCUCCACUCACCUCCCUCCCCUCACCUCCCUCCCCUCACCUCCCUCCCCUCACCUCCCUCCCCUCACCUCCCUCCCCUCACAUCCCUUCCCUCACCUCCCUCCCCUCACCUACCCCUCCACUCACCUCCCUCCCCUCACCUACCCCUCCCCUCACCUCCCUCCCCUCACCUCCCUCCCCUCGCCUCCCUCCCCUCGCCUCCCUCCCCUCACCUCCCUCCCCUCACCUACCCCUCCCCUCACCUCCCUCCCCUCACCUCCCUCCCGUCACCUCCCUCCCCGCACCUCCCUCCCCUCACCUCCCUCCCCUCACCUCCCUCCCCUCACCUCCCUCCCCUCACCUCCCUCCCCUCACCUCCCUCCCCUCACCUCCCUCCCCUCACCUCCCUCCCCUCAUCUCCCUCCCCUCACCUACCCCAGGCAGGCACCUCCUCCACGGAGAGGGGGGUGGGGAGGGAGAGGGGGAUGGGGAUGGGGAGGGAGAGGGGGAUGGGGAGGGAGAGGGGGAUGGGGAGGGAGAGGGGGAUGGGGAGAGAGAGGGGGAUGCAGGGGAUACGCCGCCUCAUAGCUCCCUGUUCCCAUGCGUCGUUACCCCUGAGGUCCCCGUCUCCCCAUCCCCCCUCUCCUCCUCCCCCAUCAACCUCUCCCACAUCUCCCCCUCCCCCCACACUCGCGGUGCUUCCCACGCGCUCGCACUGCCGCCCUCAAUCGCACGCCUGUCUCGCCAGCACCACCAUGCGUUUCAAGCGGCUCGCUCGCUUCUAAUUCGGUGUCUGCCUCUCCUUCCCCCGCCUCACACCAAUUCUCUCUAA
This is a messenger RNA of Closterium sp. NIES-65, 2088 nucleotides long. The record is from the annotation of a GenBank genome assembly. Lineage: Eukaryota; Viridiplantae; Streptophyta; Zygnematophyceae; Desmidiales; Closteriaceae.